CCCCUUUAACACUCGGGUAAAAAAUAAAUUCCUGCUUGUUUAAACACCGCUAACUAUACAAUAAUCUUCCCUGUCUGUACAGGUGGCUUACUACCAGCCACCCAACAAAACAGUCAUCAAAUGUGUUACAAACAUUUCAAAUUUUUUUUUUACUUCACACAUUGGCCCUCAUUUACUAUUGCAAACCCGACAUGUUUUCAGGUUGUGUGCCAGAUUCUGUCGCAUUGCGCCAGAAAUUCUAUCUGCCCCAGAAUUGAAAAAACACAGACUAACUCUCCAUUUUGCCAAGAAAACCUGAAAAAGAGGCGUGUCCACCAGCUAAAGGGGCAUGGUCUCCGAAAAGGGGCGUGUUCCCGACAUUUUUACAAAAACCCAACAUAUUUCCACAGAAAAUGUGGUGGAUUUGAGCUGAGGAGAACCCUACAGAUCUGAGCAUGUGUAAAAAAAAAAAAAAAAAAAGCAGUGUAGGGAAAGUGGAAAAUGUAGGGAAACCUUAGUAAAUACCGUGGAAAAUAAAUAGUAGGGAAUUAAAACCCACAUAGAAACCUACACAACACUUUUAGUAAAUGAGGGCCAUUGACUCCAACUUCCAUUACUCAUACAGGUGUCUCACAGCCUCAGCAUGCAACUGAGUUACACCUUGCUGUAAAUACCAUGAACUAGUUGUCUUCAGCACCUGUGUGGAUUUUGGCCACACAAAGCCUGGACUAGCCAGGAGAGGAAUGUUAAGUCCCAACUACCAACCUGCCUUUCAUUCCAAAAAUAAUGAAGGCCCAAAAACAGACUGUGGUAAAGUCCUGAGAAGCGAUGGCAUUUUAGAUUGAACUAUUCCUGAAUGAGACAUGCACUUCCUAAAACCUGGAAGCCACAUAUGACAGCAUAUAAAGAAGAGAAAUCUGUUCAGAUAGUGGGAGUCUCUUCUAGAAGUUUCUGUGCUCCACACCAUGGCCCGAGCUUUAGGCUGUACAAUCAUUCUUCUUCUCAGCAUCUGGGGAUCAUAUCAUGGAGGUGGGGCAUCGAGUCCUCCAAGAAAUGGUAAUUAUGCCCAACCAGCUCCUAAUAUUGCCCUGAAGGGGAUCGCUACUCAGUCCAGCACAAAUUCUUAUCUUGGAAGUGCUGGGAACGCCAAUGAUGGAUCUUUGGCUGCCAAUUAUUUAAGGGCCCAAUGUUCUUAUACAAAGAAAGACUCUGAACCAUGGUGGAUGGUGAAUCUCAGAGCCCAGUACAAAAUUAUGUCCGUUACCAUUACUAACCGGGUCUUGGAAUGCUGCAGAGAACGGAUUUUUGGCGCUGAGAUCAGAAUAGGAAAUGAUCCAAGUAAAGGAGGAACGUUGAACCCAAGGUGUGGUGUCAUUUCUUCCAUUGAAUCUGGAGAAACGCUAUCAUUCUCAUGCCAAGGAAUGGUCGGGCAAUAUGUGACAGUGACAAUUCCUGGACGGGAGGAGCAUUUGGUUCUGUGUGAAGUCCAAGUCUAUGGAUUUCCUGCUGAUGGUUCAGAAGACGCCACUGUUCCAAAAGAUCUGAAGACACCAAAUGGAGCUCCAAAUGUGGCUCUUAAAGGCAUCGCCCAGCAAUCCAGUCUGUACAAUAUGUAUGGAGAACCGAAAAAUGCCAUUGAUGGAUCACUAGAAAGUAACUACCUCUACAUCCAGUGCGCAGGUACAUUUGAACAGGAAAACCCAUGGUGGAUGGUUAAUCUGAAGUCAGAAUUCAAGGUCUUCACAGUCACAGUCACAAACAGAGGGGACUGCUGCUCCGAGAGAAUAAGAGGAGCAGAAAUAAGGAUUGGAAACUCGGAUGAAAAUGGAGGCACCAAGAACCCUAUUUGUGGAGUAAUUACAUCUAUGGACUAUGGACAGACUGUUGCCUUUGAAUGUGAUGGCAUGGUGGGUCAGUAUGUGACAGUCUUCAUCCCUGGAGCUCAAAAUUCUGUGACAAUAUGUGAAGUUCAAGUUUUUGGACUUCCAAGUAAUGAUUCUGGGGAUGCAGUUUCCACAGUUGAAGAUGCCAGUGUUGAGUUUCCUAAGUCUAGCAAAAUUCUGGAUAUCUGGGAUCUACUCUCCGACUACUUUGAUUACAAUAGUGAGGAGCAACAAGAGACUCCAGAACAUGAAGGAGACAACUUGGCUUUCAGAGGAAUCAGUUCACAAUCCAGCCUCUAUGAUAAACUUGGAGCUUCUGAAAAUGCCAUAGACGGCUCCCCCGGCACCAUAUACUUAUCUGGACAUUGCUCUCAUACUGACUUGGAAAUAGAGCCAUGGUGGAGAGUGGACCUGAUGCACGUUUACAACGUCACCAAAGUAAAAAUAGCCAAUCGAGGUGACUGCUGCCAAGAGAGGAUCAAUGGAGCAGAAAUUAGAAUUGGAAAUUCUCCAGAAAAAGGUGGAGCACAAAAUCCCAGAUGUGCUAAAAUCGAAUCGCUGGGUCGUGGAAAGGAAGAGGAAUAUAUCUGCAGGAUGGUAGGACGGUAUGUUACAGUCACCAUCCCAGACAGAGCUGAGUAUCUAACACUGUGUGAGGUGAAGGUCUAUGGGACUAAUGUUUCAGAAGGCUAUACGGAUGCUCCACUGAAGCCAGAGAUUGAAGAACAUAGCGUUGCUGCUGAGCUGAGAAAUAUUCUGAAACACUCAAAUACUGCGCCUAAUGUAGCAAUGACUGCAACUACAACACAGUCCAGCACAGAUGGGGGAAGUUCAAAUAAUACGAUUGAUGGCAACCUGCAGGAAUGCUCCAAGACUGCGGUGGAGGAGGCUCCAUGGUGGACCAUAGAUCUUGGAUCAGCUCACAAAGUCUUCACCAUCGCAGUAACAAGCCAAAAUGACUCCAGUGCUCAAGAUCUUGAUGCAGCACAGAUUCAUGUGGGAUUUUCUGCUACUGGUUGGAAGAAGAACCCAAUAUGUGGCACAGUGUCCUCUAUUGGUCCCGGAGAGACAUUUUCAUUCAACUGUAAUGAAAUGGAGGGCAGAUAUGUGACCAUUGUUCUCCCAGACAAGGUUGCUUCCCUCAGCUUGUGUGAAGUCCAAGUGUUUGCCAUCUCUGUGGAUACUCCAAGUGGAGACUGGAAUGGAGAUCUUGAAGUUCAAUAUAAUCAUCAUGGAGUUAAAAAUGUGGCUCCUCAGGGCAUUCCUGCCCAGUCGUCCUAUUACAGAAAAAGAUCUGAAGUAAGAACAUCCAUUGAUGGGUCCCUGGCCAGCAAUUACAUGGCUGGUGAAUGUACACACACAAGAAAAGAGCUAAAUCCAUGGUGGAAGUUAGACCUGAAGGACAGAUAUCAUAUAUCAUUUGUAGCCAUCACCAAUCGAGGUGACUGCUGUCGAGAAAGAAUCAAUGGUGCUGAGAUUCGUAUAGGGGACUCGGCUGAGAAUGGUGGAAUUGACAACCCCAGGUGUGGAGUUGUGUUUCGAAUGAAUUAUGGCGAGACAUUGUCGUUCAACUGCAGAGGAAUGGAGGGGAGAUACAUAACAAUAGUAAUACCAGAACAAAGACAAUACCUGUCAUUAUGUGAAGUUCAAGUAUUUGGUAAACGCCUGGAAACAAUUGAAAAAGGUAUAGAAGAAUUGUCUCAAAUUCCACUUGCAUUAACAAAUCUUGAAGGAAGACAUUUCCUUUUCCCAGAGGAAAGUAUAACAAAUUAUGUUGUCCUGACUCCGGCUGAACCAAUGAGAUUGACCGCCUUUACACUCUGCAUGAAACUAUCAUUGAAUGUUCCAGAGGACAGAGAGACCAUCUUGUUUUCCUAUCGUACCUUAUAUUAUGAUGAGUUAAAUCUAUGGCUGGAAAGCAAUGGAGACGUAGGGUUUUACAUGAGUGGGGAGGGAAUAAAGUUCCCAAAACUUGAUAGAAGCAAGGAAUGGAACCAUCUGUGUCUGACUUGGGAAUCCAAGCAUGGCCGCUGUGAACUGUGGGUCAAUGGCAGAAGAUCCAUAAACACUUACCAAAAAAGACACACUGUGCAACCAGGUGGGAUUGCAAUUCUGGGUCAAGAUCAAGAUGAACUUGGCAAUGGCUUUGAUAAGUCCCAGAGCUACAUUGGAAAGAUUAAAGAUCUUAAUAUGUGGAAAAGAGUUCUUCCGCUAAAGUCCAUUCGAUCAGUAUUUAAAGGCAAAGAAAGUCGAAAAGGCGACAUUUUUGACUGGAGCAACUUGUCCUACUCUAUAAAGGGAAAUGUAGAAGUUGUUUCAGACCAGUCAUUAUAAUAACAUCAUUGUCAGUAGUCGAGAUUAUAUGUAUAAGCUGGACAAUA
Hyla sarda is the source of this 4243-nucleotide messenger RNA. RefSeq lists its product as uncharacterized. Lineage: Eukaryota; Metazoa; Chordata; Amphibia; Anura; Hylidae. The coding region runs from base 945 to 4196 and encodes 1083 amino acids. The record is from RefSeq and is a predicted model, not a curated record. The transcript is spliced from 23 exons.